Messenger RNA from Fusarium graminearum PH-1, 1401 nucleotides. RefSeq lists its product as uncharacterized. NCBI's taxonomy places the organism in Eukaryota, Fungi, Ascomycota, Sordariomycetes, Hypocreales, Nectriaceae. The transcript has 3 exons. The record is from RefSeq and is a predicted model, not a curated record. Gene Ontology annotation, cellular component: nucleus. Bases 59 to 652 code for a protein of 197 amino acids.
CUCACCAUUACAUCUGAGCUUUUCAUCCUCACGCUCACCCUCUCCUCAUUGUUCGACCAUGGCAUCUAAGACAGUUCCCGCCAUGAAUCCCUGGGAAGUCAAUGCUCUUAACUACGAGUUCCCUCAAGAAGGUUCUCUAAACGUUGACGGCUCAGUGAACUCCGCGGGCACUUGGCGUCGAGUUCAAGACCCUGUCAUCUACCCAGGCCUCUAUGCUCCCAGUGGCAUUGAUAUCAUGUCCAUCUUGUUCCGAGUAAUGGGACGACCAAACCCCCAAGUUGUUUUGGGCCCCGUCGACUGCUCUGUCGCCCUUGUCGUUUGCGACAUGGCCGGAGCUGAUGCUCCCGUCAUCUACGUCUCGGAGUCUUUCACUGAUCUUACCGGAUACUCUUCUCGUGAAGCCGUAGGCCGAAACUGUCGCUUCCUCCAAGCACCGCCUGGCCAGGAGCGUCGUCCCGACAGGAAGGGUGCAGACAAGGUCGCCUCACAUCGCAUGCGCCAGGCUCUCAUGGCUGGGAUGGAGAUUCAGACUUCUGUCACCAACUACAAGAAGUACGGGCAGCCGUUCAACAACCUCCUGACCAUCAUUCCAGUCCCUGCCGACAACACUGGCACCUGUUACUGCAUCGGCUUUCUAUGUGAAAUGGAUUAGAUCACAGCCAUUCAAAACGACUACAACACUCGACGGCAACGACGACAAUGAAAACAAUGUGAUGAGAUGACUCUCAUCUUAUACCUCACGUCCCCCUUGUCCUUUACGACUAUACGGCAGGGAUAUACCCCUCGCCAAACAUACAACAACACUCAAAAUUCCAAAGUACCGACACAAACUUCAGUCUUCUCCUCACCUCCCCUGCUUCGACAUUGGGUCUUGGUUUCUUUAUGUCGUUCCGGUAUCACUGCUUCAAGGCAUUCACGAAUAUUUACGAUACCCUCUACAUUUCCUUUCUCCAAAACAGUUACAGCUCAUCACACUGGAAGCACUUCAAGGUGUUAAGGUCACAUUCAUCACAACAUAUGGUUUAGCGUUGUUUUUUAGUUCAUCAUUUGGGUCUUUACUAUCAUAUCUUGAUGAUUUACGCGCCAUGAAGGUUACGGAUUUUUAGAUUGCAUUUUGCUGGAACUCGGGCUCGGGCUUGAAUAUUACAGCAGCAUGGUUCGCGGGAAAGAUCUUGUUUUCUCGUUUUAUUAUAGACUCUGCUCUCAGGCAUGGGCAUAUCUUGUUAGGCGCUUCAGGAGUACACUUGUCUAUUUCUCAUUACCUGUUCCUCAUCAUGGAACAAGGAGUUGGCAGGAGUCAGUUGGGCAUCAAAGUAGCUGAUCAAUAUGGCAUGAGAUCGUCAAUGCAACAUGAACGACCGAACAUCCUGUUAUUAGGUGGAUUAUCGUAUCCGAUCAUAC